Molecule: messenger RNA, 1013 nt
Organism: Apis dorsata (giant honeybee)
Lineage: Eukaryota; Metazoa; Arthropoda; Insecta; Hymenoptera; Apidae
Product: ras-related protein M-Ras-like
Exons: 4
Coding region: 313-909 (198 amino acids)
Biological process (GO): signal transduction
Cellular component (GO): plasma membrane
Molecular function (GO): GTPase activity; GTP binding; GDP binding
Source: RefSeq, a predicted model, not a curated record
UUGCAAGAUAUGCCGCUAGAGUACCCCUUUGCGCGCAUGGUCGUAAAAGUAUACAAGACCUAUUGUAUACGACACUACGUUGAAAGCUUACACAAACAUACUUUUCACAUAGAUACGAAUGUUGCGCACAGUGGCCCAGACUGACAGCUGGAAGAACGUGAAACAGGAGUGGCAGAUCAUGGGCACUUAGUCAUAGACUGAAACUUGAUAAUUCACGAGCAGACGCGCUACUAAGAAUACAUUAGAAGAGUUGACAGGAUAGGCAGAAGAAAGCAGAGCAGUGGGGGAGGGGGUGGGAGAACAAGAGGCGGUAUGACACGACCUCCCAAUAAUGACAACCUUAUGACCUUCAAAUUGGUCGUGGUUGGAGAUGGAGGUGUUGGAAAAAGUGCACUCACUAUACAAUUCUUUCAAAAAUUAUUUGUUACUGACUAUGAUCCUACCAUUGAGGAUAGUUAUAUUCAACAUACAGAGGUAGAUAAACAAUGGUGCAUCUUAGAUGUGUUAGAUACAGCUGGUCAAGAAGAAUUCAGUGCCAUGCGUGAACAAUAUAUGCGCAAGGGUGAUGGGUUUCUAUUAGUAUACUCUGUGACUGAUAAACAAUCUUAUGAAAAUAUCAUGAAUUUUUAUACCCAAAUACUUAGGGUAAAAGAUAGAGAUGUAUAUCCUAUGCUUCUGGUAGCCAAUAAAGUUGAUUUGGUACAUUUGAGAAAAGUUACAGAGGAACAGGGAAGGGAGUUGGCUCACCGGUUGGGUAUACCUUAUAUUGAAACUUCUGCCAAAGACCCGCCAUUAAAUGUAGAUGCUGCAUUCCAUGAGGUCGUUCGUAUUAUCAGAAAUCAACCUCCAGCCGAGUUGGAAAAAAAUCGGAGGAAACGAAGACGUUCGGGAAAAUGUAAUCUUUUAUAAAGCUUGAAAACGUUGAAAUGAAUUGGGUAAUGAUUAUACAUUACCUUUCAUCACUUCUUUCAUAAAAAGUGAAACGCACCUGCCAAAAAACAAAAAAAAAAAAA